AAAUGUCAUACCCACAAACACUAAUUUAAGCAAGCCAAGCAGUUAUUGAUGAGGAAAAUAUUUAAUUUAAAGUAAAUUUGAAAAACGUUUAAUCAAAACCAAAGUCAAAAUGCAGGAUGCAGAGACAGAUCCAAAGCGAACCAAAAGCUACGUGGAGGAGGUAUUCCGCAAAGUGGAGGCGAAACCCGGCGUGGAGGACAUACUGAUCAUGAAUCACUCGGGUGUGCCGGUCAAGACCUCGAUGGAUCGCCAGGAUGGCCUGCAGUACGCCUGUCUGUAUGACAAUUUGCGGGAGAAGUGCCAGGCAUUCCUCUCCAAAAUGGAGCCAGCUCAAAAUUUAACUCAAUUGAGAGUGCGUACCAAGUUCCACGAGGUGCUCAUUACGCCAGAUGCCAAGAUCACCGUUUUGGUGGUUCAGAAUGCCAAGGAUACUUUUAUUAACAUCAAGGGUUAGCAUAAAUGUUGAUUACCACAAAAGUAUUAAAUAAAGUUUUCAGUUGGACGUUUGCUAUUACAAACGUUAAUGCGGAUAAA
Drosophila teissieri is the source of this 534-nucleotide messenger RNA. Its product is annotated as dynein light chain roadblock-type 1. The record is from RefSeq and is a predicted model, not a curated record. Gene Ontology annotation, molecular function: dynein intermediate chain binding. Gene Ontology annotation, cellular component: centrosome; cytoplasmic dynein complex; cytoplasm. The coding region runs from base 110 to 454 and encodes 114 amino acids. NCBI's taxonomy places the organism in Eukaryota, Metazoa, Arthropoda, Insecta, Diptera, Drosophilidae. Gene Ontology annotation, biological process: microtubule-based movement. The transcript has 2 exons.